AUAGUAAUAAUAUAAAAUGUGUAUCAUUUUCUCCAAGAACAAUAUAGUGGUAAGGAAUUGUUUUCAAAGUUUAGCUUGUUAGGCGAAAUGAGGUCUAGUUUAUUGAUGUCUGUAGUUACUAGUGUAAUUACUCCAGCCAUAAAAAGCAAAUCUUGUUGUUUCAUGAGUUUAUCGCAUUAUCCACCAUUGAUGACUGCUAGCUACCGUUGUUUUCGUGCCCGGAGUAGCCUUUCGUGCUGUAAUAGUCAUGCUGAUGAUGAUAUGAGUGCCCUCUUUCAGAUUCUGCCAUGUGACUUACGGGACACCCUUUUGUGUGACCCCAGCCAAGAUCAACUAGUAGAGGUGAUUUUAGAUUUAGGCUGUUUGCCACAAGCACAUUACAUAGAUGAUUCUGGGAGGCGUUACCUUCGAAAUACUGAGGUCUCUAUGGAAGAAAUACAAUGUGUCCUCAAGGAAAUUGGACAAUUUGGAGGAGAUAAUAGAGCUGGCAUUGAGGGUACUUUGCAUCGCAUUUCCGCAAUUAGGAAUAGGAAGGGUGAAGUCAUUGGUUUGACUUGCCGAGUUGGCAGGGCCAGAGGACAGAUUGACAUGGUGUGGGAUUUGCUUGAUUUUGGUGAAAGCAUCUUGUUUGUUGGACGACCUGGUGUUGGUAAAACUACGAUUGUGCGAGAGAUAUCUCGUGUCUUGUCCGAUGAACUUCAUAAAAGAGUGGUUAUUGUUGACACAAGCAAUGAAAUAGGAGGUGAUGGGGAUAUCCCACACCCAGCAAUAGGAGGGGCAAGAAGAUUGCAGGUUCCAGACCCAUCGAUGCAGCAUCAGGUUAUGAUUGAGGCAGUGGAGAACCACAUGCCCGAGGUGAUCAUUAUAGAUGAGAUUGGCACUGAAUCUGAAGUUCAUGCUUGUCGUACAAUUGCUGAGAGAGGUGUUAUGCUUAUUGGUACAGCUCAUGGCGAACAGCUAGAGAAUAUAAUUAAGAAUCCAACUCUGUCUGAUCUGAUUGGAGGAGUAGUAACUGUGACUCUAAGUGAUCAGGAGGCACGAAUCAGGAACUGCAGUGAAAGUGUUCUUGAGAGGAAAGCUCCAUCGCCCUUUCCUUUUUUGAUUGAAAUAAACGAGAGAGACUACUGGAUUGUACACCGGACUGAAAGAAGUGUUGAUGCUCUGCUUCGGGGUAAAAAACCGCUAGUUGAGGUUAGGAGGAGAACUCAGCAAUUACAGGUUGUGAUUGAGAGAUGGAGAACAAAAGCCUAAAUACAAUUAACUUCUGGUACUGCUCUACUGGUAAACAUAUUGAUCAUGCAUACACCAACAUUUCUUUCUCUUUUAUUGGUUCAACGUUUCUUUCUUGUUGCGUGAAUGGAGAGAAAAUAUCCAAUGCUUCCCUCUUUCUUCUAGCUACCCUCUAGUCUUGAUACAGAAUCAAUGCUUGAUUACUGUGCUCUUGAGUUGGUU
Molecule: messenger RNA, 1452 nt
Organism: Solanum verrucosum
Lineage: Eukaryota; Viridiplantae; Streptophyta; Magnoliopsida; Solanales; Solanaceae
Exons: 9
Coding region: 88-1251 (387 amino acids)
Molecular function (GO): ATP hydrolysis activity
Source: RefSeq, a predicted model, not a curated record